UUUUUAUUUUCACAUUUUCAACUUUUCCGUAUCCAAAAUAAUUAUUUUUAUUUUUAUUUACGUAAAAUGUCUAUUUAUUUAUUUUUUGGGACCAUAAUUUCUUUUAGAGCAACAUUAUUUAUUAAAAUAAAUAAAAUUUCACUUUUAUAUCUUCGCAUCAGCUGGAAAACGAGAGUAAUAUUUAGUCAAAACGUUUCCCUAUUUUUACACUUUUACCUGGCCAUCACUGCACUUUUCUUGCGCAACCUACCUAUCUUUUCCUUCUUCCUUUUUUGAUUAGCGGUUCCCUUCAAACAAACGGUUCUCUUUUUUCCUCAAUUGCUUCAGGCUCUUUUUCACACAACAACAGCUGUGGUGAUCAUUUUAUUUGGUCUCGAUUAUUCGACCCGAUUGACUGGCGCCAAUCAACAAAAAAAGUAUCAUCAUCAUCUUCUUCUUAUUUUCUGUCUCUUUUCAUAUAAGGGCCAAUUCCCCCCGUUCCGACCUAAAUUUUAUUUUAUGGUUUCUUUUUAUUUUUGCCAUUACUUUUUCUUAAAAUAUUACAAUUAUAAGCAUAUAUUUCACUUUUUAUUAGUUUAAUAUUAUAUUAGUCUUCAUUAUUUCCCUAUUAAAAAAUUAUUUUUUGUGAGGAAGAAAAAAGUGGGUAAAACAUUUUGCGGUUAAACACUUAAUUGUUCCGCUUUUAUGACAACAAUGAUCCGAUGUAUAUCGAUGAUUUUAUACAAGCACAGCAUGAAAUCUGCACCUCCCUUUCUCCUCGCCAUUCUCCUAUCUUUUCUCAUAUUUGGUACAAAAACAACAGUAAAUGCCCAGCAAUUGCCAAGAGGAGAUACAAUCUUCCCUGUUAGCUGUUAUUUAAAUGUUAUGAUUAUUUUGGAUCGAUCAGACUCUGUUCUUGGUGGAUUCAAUCGAAGUAGGGACUUCGUGUUGGCAGCAUCUGAAGAACUAAAUAUUGGACCACAUGCACACAGUGUUUCUAUGAUUACUUACUCAGGCAACCAUUACAGGAGAGAAAUUUACCCAUGGAAUUUUGCAAAGAAUAAUGAAGAAUUUAAAAAAAUAGUAAAAGAUAUCAGACCAAUUGGAGGAACAACAAAUACAUAUGAAGCAAUGAAACUUGCUGUUAAAUUAAUGGAAACAAGAAAUAAAACAAUUCCAACAUUAGUUAUGGUUGUAACAGAUGGAAGAAGUGCAGUUGACCCAAAAGAGCCUUCACAACAAUUACAACGAAUUCCAAAUACUUGGGUAUUUGCUGCAGCUACCGGUGAUCCCCAUUUGGCAAAUAAACAAGAAUUACUUGAUAUUGCCGGACAAAAAUACCAUGUUAUUAUGCAAAGUGGCAGAACACAGGCUGAGGCUGUCACGAGGAAAUUACUUCGAGAAGCACAGGAAAAGUGUAAAACAACAACUACAACUUCCACAACGACAACAACAACCACAACCACGACUACUACAACAACAAAUCCAUUUACGGGAUGUGAACAAGAUUUGGUUCUUGUUUUUGACUUUUCUACAACUACAGAGCCUGUCUAUAAAGAUUAUAUCCGUCUUGGAGAACAACUAGUCUCUCAACUUUAUGUUUCUCCCAGACAUACACGUGUUGCUCUUAUAACUUUUAGUAGUCCAGGCAAAACACAUACUCAUUUUGAUUUGAAACAGUACAAGACUGGAGAUCAGGCAAUACAUGAUGUUCAGUAUAUUGGGGGACUUACUUCUGUUGGUCAAGGAAUUCAUGAAGGUGCAAAACAGGCAGACGUUCACAAAGGGGGGAGACCCGGGCUUGCAAAUAAAAUAAUGAUUAUUUUCACUGAUGGAUGGCAAAAUAAAGGACCUGAUCCAGGUAAAGAAGCAAAAUUGGCAGAAGCUCUAGGCUUCAAAAUUUACUCUGUUUCUGUUGUUCCAACAAAAAAAGAUGCCAUAGCAGUAAAUGAAGAAACAUUAGAAGCAAUUGUACAAAGUCCACAAACAGAGCACUUUACUGACAAAAAUUUCCCUCAAUUAAUCAACAUUGUUCGCCAGAAAAAUUUAAAAUGCUUUGGACAUCUUUAA
This is a messenger RNA of Meloidogyne enterolobii, 2049 nucleotides long. The record is from the annotation of a GenBank genome assembly. NCBI's taxonomy places the organism in Eukaryota, Metazoa, Nematoda, Chromadorea, Rhabditida, Meloidogynidae.